GCACCUUGUUGAUGACAGUGCUUUUCUAGAUUAGCAAUAUGGCGGGUGCGAUGUUGUUUGAAAGAGUGCAAUCUGUCUCCAGUUCAAAUCGUGAACAAUUUUUGAAAAUAAAUCGUAAUGGAGAACAGCACAACAAUGAUGAAGAAAAUAUCAGAUCUAAAGAACAGGAUAUUCUUAACCUCGGUGAACAAUAUAAGAGGGAAGGAAAGGCUAAGGAACUCGCUGAACUGAUAAAAGCAACAAGGCCCUUUCUUAGUGAAAUAAGCAAAGCAAAGGCAGCAAAAUUGGUACGAUCUCUUGUUGAUUUCUUUCUCGAUCUCGAAGCAGGCAUCGGUAUCGAAGUUCAACUAUGCAAAGAAUGUAUCGAGUGGGCAAAAGAAGAACGCAGAACUUUCUUGAGACAAAGUUUGGAAGCUCGUUUGGUUGCGUUAUAUUUCGAUACUGGGAUGUUUCCAGAAGCGCUUGCUCUUGGGUCAACUUUACUCAAAGAACUCAAAAAGCUUGAUGACAAAAAUCUUCUAGUGGAAGUUCAACUUCUUGAAAGCAAGACCUACCAUGCUUUGAGCAAUCUUCCAAAAGCAAGAGCAGCUCUCACUUCAGCUCGAACAACAGCUAAUUCAAUAUACUGCCCUCCGAAAUUGCAGGCUGCUCUUGACUUACAAUCAGGUAUUUUGCAUGCAGCAGAUGAAAAAGACUUCAAAACAGCAUAUUCUUAUUUUUAUGAAGCCUUUGAAGGUUUUGAUAGUGUAGAAUCACCAAAAGCUCUAGUAGCUUUGAAGUAUAUGCUUCUAUCCAAAAUAAUGUUGAAUCAUCCAGAAGAAGUACAACAAAUUGUUAGUGGAAAGCUGGCAAUAAAAUAUGCUGGAAAAGAUAUUGAUGCUAUGAAAUCUGUUGCUCAGGCAUCACAUAAAAGGUCAUUGGCUGAUUUUCAAGUCACUGUCAAAGAAUUUAAGCAUGAGCUUGAAGAUGAUGUUAUUGUGAGAGCUCAUCUUGGAACAUUAUAUGAUAAUAUGCUGGAGCAAAAUUUAUGUAGAAUCAUAGAACCUUACUCAAGAGUUGAAGUUGAAUAUAUUGCUAAAACUAUUAAGCUUCCUGUUGCACAAGUUGAGAAAAAGUUAUCACAGAUGAUUUUGGAUGUAAAAUUUCAUGGAAUACUAGAUCAAGGAGAAGGAGUGCUGAUAGUAUUCGAAGAGACCCCAAUAGACAAGACAUACGAAAUGGCUUUAGAAACAAUUCAAAGUAUGAGUAAAGUAGUAGAUACUCUCUAUCAAAAAGCUAAGAAAUUGUCGUAGGCUAAAGAUGAAAGAAAACAUGUGCAAACAGACUGUAUUUUGCCUCAUAUUGAAUUAUACAUUUCUCUAACAGUUUUCCCCAAUCAAUUCUAACAGUAACAGUUCAAAUGUAACCUGUUUUUGUAAAUAAUUAAUAACUAAGUUUUUUCGAUCAAAAUUCUGAAAUUAUUUGUGAACUAUGUAUUAUGAACAGAGUUUUGAUUUUUUGAAUUAAAAUCCUGUUUCCUA
Messenger RNA from Coccinella septempunctata (seven-spotted ladybird), 1520 nucleotides. RefSeq names its product 26S proteasome non-ATPase regulatory subunit 11 (gene Rpn6). The transcript is spliced from 2 exons. NCBI's taxonomy places the organism in Eukaryota, Metazoa, Arthropoda, Insecta, Coleoptera, Coccinellidae. Gene Ontology annotation, biological process: ubiquitin-dependent protein catabolic process. Gene Ontology annotation, molecular function: structural molecule activity. The record is from RefSeq and is a predicted model, not a curated record. Bases 39 to 1292 code for a protein of 417 amino acids. Gene Ontology annotation, cellular component: proteasome regulatory particle, lid subcomplex.